Messenger RNA from Lycium ferocissimum, 2349 nucleotides. RefSeq names its product BTB/POZ domain-containing protein At5g48800. The record is from RefSeq and is a predicted model, not a curated record. The transcript is spliced from 4 exons. Gene Ontology annotation, molecular function: protein binding. Lineage: Eukaryota; Viridiplantae; Streptophyta; Magnoliopsida; Solanales; Solanaceae. The coding region runs from base 373 to 2181 and encodes 602 amino acids.
ACUUUCUCUGUUUCCACUGAAACAAAGUUGAUAAACUACUACUUUUUUCUGCACAAUCAAAUGUAUUACUUCAUGCUACAGCAAUAAGAAUAUAUAAAUGGUACAAAGAGAGUUAAUGGGGUAUUUUCUUUUUUUAUUAUUGGUACUAUCAAGGACAUGACCCACAAGAGAGGCCCAUUACUUUGGACAAGUGUAAACUAUGAUUUGAGCACAAACAGUUUAACGCAAAAAUGGCCAAAGAAGUAGACCAACAUCAAUGUUUUCCACUGUGUCUUUGUCCCCUCCUCAUUACUUGCCUUCUUUAACAACCUUCACCUUCUUUCUUCUCUUUUUCUCAAACUCUCAGUUUUUCCUCUGUCUUUUUUCUUCAUUAUGGCCAUGGAGAAACACCACUCCCAGCUGCCUAGCGCCAAGUGUUCGCGGCAUCAACGUUAUAAUGAAUGGGCGUUUCGAGACGUUCCAAGUGAUAUAUCAAUAGUUGUAGAUGGUGGCAUAUUUUCAUUGCAUAAGUUUCCUCUUGUGUCGAGGAGUGGGAGAAUUCGGAAGCUUGUAGCAGGGCACAGGGAUUCUGAUAUUUCAAGAAUUGAGCUACUUAGCCUACCAGGUGGACCUGAAUCAUUUGAGCUUGCAGCCAAAUUUUGCUAUGGUGUUAACUUUGAGAUUACACCUGCAAAUGUUGCUCAGCUUUGUUGUGUAUCUGAUUAUCUUGAGAUGACUGAUGAGUAUUCAAAGAACAACCUCGGUUCCCGAGCUGAAGAAUAUCUUGAGGUUGUUGUAACCAAGAAUCUUGAAAUCUGUGUUGAAGUCCUAAAACAAUGCGAAAAUCUACUCCCUUUGGCUGAUGAGCUGAAAAUAGUUACCCGAUGUAUCGAUGCUGUAGCCUCUAAAGCUUGCGUGGAGCAAAUUGCUUCAAGUUUCUCGCGCUUGGAAUAUAGUAGUUCUGGUAGACUCCAUAUGAACCGCCAAGCUAAGUGUGAAGGAGACUGGUGGAUAGAGGAUUUGUCAGUUCUUCGUAUCGACUUGUACCAACGAGUCAUAACAGCAAUGAAAUGUCGCGGUGUUAGGCCUGAAAGUAUUGCAGCAUCACUAGUUAACUACGCCCAGAAGGAGUUGACAAAGAAGUCCAAAGCUGAUGUGGUUUCUGGUUCAAAUAAUGGCCAUGAAAAAGUCGUGGUCGAGACAAUUGUUAGCCUUAUGCCCGUUGAGAAAUUGGUUGUUCCAAUAACCUUUCUUUUCGGGCUGUUGAGAAGUGCUGUGAUGCUUGACUGCACGGUUGCUUGUAGACUUGAUCUUGAGAGGCGAAUAGGAUCUCAAUUAGACAUAGCUACUCUGGAUGAUCUUCUGAUUCCUUCUUUUCGUAAUGCUGGUGACACAUUAUUCGAUAUUGACACAGUGCAUAGGAUCUUGGUUAAUUUUUCUCAGCUGGAAGAUAGUGACGAAGACAUGGAUAAUGUCUCAGUAUUUGAGUCUGAUAGCCCUCUUACUUCGCCAUCCCAAACUGCAUUAUUCAAAGUCGCUAAACUGGUGGACAGUUACCUGGCUGAAAUUGCACCUGAUGCUAACCUAAAGCUGAACAAGUUCAUUGCAAUUGCCGAAAGUUUACCAGCACAUGCUCGUACCACCCAUGAUGGACUUUACCGAGCAACUGAUGUCUACCUCAAAGCUCAUCAAGGCUUAUCAGAUCCAGAUAGGAGGAGACUAUGCAAGCUGAUUGACUUUCAGAAGCUAACACAAGAAGCUGGAGCACACGCUGCACAAAAUGAACGCCUCCCACUCCAAUCAAUUGUACAGGUUCUUUAUUACGAGCAAAUGAGGCUUCGAAAUGCCUUAUUUUGUUCUUAUCCUGAUGAUGAUCAUAAGCCAAUGCACCAAUCGUGGAGGAUCAAUAGUGGUGCUCUAAGUGCAGCUAUGUCUCCCAGGGAUAAUUAUGCUUCUCUAAGACGAGAAAACAGGGAACUAAAACUUGAACUAGCACGAAUUAGGAUGAGAUUGAAUGACCUGGAGAAAGAUCAUGUUUGUAUGAAGAAAAAUAUGGAAAAAUCUAACUCCCGGAGAUUCAUGAAUUCCUUCACAAAAACGAUUGGCAAGUUGAACAUCUUUGGACAUAGUUCUUCCAGGGAAUCAAGUUCUCCCUCAAAGAGAUCCCAAGUUACUGAUUCUAAGCUUACAGAAAGAACAUGACUGGCAAACUUUCCUGUUACAUAAAAAUACUUGAAUAGGUUUUGGCUGCUCCUAGUAAGUAACUGCAAAUUGUACUUGUAAUCUCUAUUAUCUUGUAUAUGAGCUCUAGAGAUAUGCUUUAGCAUGUGAGAUUUUGCCUUUGUCAAUGAACUAAAGUAUUUUUUUUUU